This is a messenger RNA of Spirometra erinaceieuropaei, 1213 nucleotides long. The record is from the annotation of a GenBank genome assembly. Lineage: Eukaryota; Metazoa; Platyhelminthes; Cestoda; Diphyllobothriidea; Diphyllobothriidae.
AUGGAUCGAAACCUCCUUGUGGGUCGAGAGCAGGUUGUGGGCAUCGGUCAGGGAGAAUCAGAUCCUACUGUGGUCGAGAGUGGUCUUCUCCAGCGUUCAGUACUGGGACCCAUUUUGUUCCUAAUAUACGUGGACGACUGCGCGAGAGCUUUGGACUGCGAAGUAGCAAUGUUUUCAGACAACAUGAAGAAAGGGGGCCCUGUUGACGAAGAUAGACUGCAGGUGAAUCUAAAUCGGUUGGAGGACUGGUCAAACCGUUGGCUCGUGCCGUUCAACGUUGGUAAGUUUUCUAUAAUUCCCUAGGCAAUCCGGCCAGAUCAGCCAGCACAAGGGACUACUUUCUGGAUGGUGCAGUCUUACGAGACGCCAAAGCCCGAAAGGACCUCUGUAUGCAUAUAACGAACUCCCUAAAAGCAGUUGAUAGUUCAGGAAGAUCUUUACCUGUUCCUAUCCCCAAUUCUCUACUUAAUUAGAACAUCACAGUUACGAAGCCCACUUGCACACCAGCCUGUAAAAUGCAAGUGUACAAUGUCACUGAUGAUUUUUCCAAUCCCCACUGCUAGCCUGACACUCCAAAGAACGAAGCCUUCUCCUAAUGAAGGCUGUUUAUCGUAAUCAUUGAGUCCGUUAUCCAACAUAAAUCGCCUUUCAUAUUAUGCUCAACAUUCCCAAAAUCAUAUUUUUAUGCCCCUAUUUUCCCAACCCAACAAAACAGCUUACCUCUUCCAGGGUCCUCCUCAAAUAUUUUCCCAAACAAUGCCGUAUCUCUAAGUAGUGGUAAUUACCGCGCACAUGUUUAGACAAUAGCAAUUUUGUCAUCUACCAAUUGCUUCAUCCCAACAGCUUGAUUUUCCACCACCAGCUCUCCUUUUUUAUAACUAUCAAUGAGCGAAAUCUGUACACCAGAAAUACGCUCAGUAUUGUCUCUUUCAACGCAAGAUCAGUCGGGCGAAAGAUGUCACAGCCAAGAAGUGUAGCCUUGGAUUUUGAUCCAGAUGUUUUGUGCAUUACAGAAUCUUGGGCUCACUCUCUAAUUUCAGACUCGGCGCUCAAUAUGGAUAACCUUAGUUUAUACCGCCAGGAUCGUGUCGAAAGACGCGGCGGUGGUUGCCUUCUUUACAUCAGAGCCUCACCUGCAAAGUCGCCUUAUGACCUGAACAUUUCCUCCUUCUCCGGGAAUUUGUUUCUCUUCGGUGAUCCUUCCGAAAAAUAG